GGUGAAGGAUAUACUUCAAAAGUUGGAAAAGAUUUUCUUUAGGCUCCUGUUAAAAAGACUAGGGUGUACUGGCAUCUGUUUUUACGAUCACACAAUUGGCAAAUACAAGAAAGUAAUUGCUUUAUUGAGGACCCAUAUUUUUGUCAAAGGGAAAUUCUACCAUUCAGUUUGGAGUAUGCAUAGGAUAUCAACAAGAAAAAGCAGAAGUCGGGAGAACCACACAUGCAUUCAUCCAGAAAAAAAGCAAAAUACCUUCUCAAGUUUAAAAACACUAAUGAAACAAUCAAGUGGUACUACGAUUAUCAAGAGUUUUGGUGGGAUGAAUAAGAUCCCUCCACUGAUAAGAUCGGGCUCGAGCCGUGAGAAUGGAAAAAUUCAUGAGUGGAAGCGCUUGUUCCUUUAAUAAACUUUACACGGCGCAAAGUCUGGACCCGAAGCGAGUACCUUACACCAGGUUGGUUAUAUAUGUCCGGUAUCUGAAUAAAGAAAACCCCGCGUUGAAUUGAAGGUUUUUGAGGCACAAGAAAAGAGAAAUAUGCCAAGCAAGUUAAAGAAGGCAAUUGGUGCAGUAAAAGAUCAAACAAGCAUUAGCCUUGCAAAAGUUGCAAGCAACACUUCCUCAACACUUGAAGUCUCUGUCCUAAAAGCCACAACACAUGAUGAUGUACCUAUCGAUGAUCGAUACGUUCAAGAAGUCAUCAAACUCGUCUCCUCCAACAAAGCCUACGCGGCUGCAUGUGCUCGUGCCAUUGGCAAACGCAUUGGUAGAACGAGGAAUUGGAUUGUUGCCCUAAAAUCACUAAUGCUUGUCCUAAGAAUUUUCCAAGAUGGUGAUCCUUAUUUCCCUCGAGAAGUCCUUCAUGCUAUGAAACGCGGAGCCAAGAUUCUCAACCUUUCUAGCUUUCGUGAUGAUUCAAAUUCUAGUCCUUGGGAUUUCACAGCAUUCGUUCGUACGUUUGCUCUCUAUCUUGACGAGCGUUUGGAUUGUUUUCUUACUGGAAAGCUUCAAAGAAGAUACAAUAAUCGCGAACGAGAAAAUUCUAGCAGCAAUUAUAGGACUACUAGUUAUAGUAGUCGAAGAAGGGGUGAUGAGCCCGUUCGUGACAUGAAACCAGUAAUGCUGCUUGACAAGAUCUCGUAUUGGCAACGAUUGAUUGAAAGAGCAAUUGCUACAAGGCCAACAGGGGCAGCUAAGACGAAUCGUCUUGUACAAAUCGCUUUGUAUGCUGUUGUCACAGAGAGUUUUGAUCUUUACAAGGAUAUCUCAGACGGGCUCGCGCUUGUUCUUGAUAGUUUCUUCCAUUUACCAUAUCAAUCGUGUGUAAACGCCUUCCAAACAUGUGUCAAAGCUGCUAAACAGUUCGAGGAGAUUAGUGCUUUUUACUCCGUGUGUAAAAGCAUAGGAGUUGGCAGGACAUCGGAAUAUCCAAGCGUGCAAACUAUCUCAGAGGAGUUGAUCGAAACAUUGCAAGAAUUUCUCAAGGAUCAAUCUUCAUUUCCAGCACAUACACAGAACAAGCAGCAUUUGCUUCUUCCGGGUCCCGGUGGUGGUUCCACAAGGACCACGAGCAGCAAACGCAACAGUUAUGGUGGACAAUCCGAAUUUUCUAUGGCCACAGAAACGACAGAGCCAUACUCGGAAAUGAGUACUAAUUCUCGUGUAGAAUCGCGUUGCACGUCAUUAGAAGAUCUAAUAAGUGCAACCGAGAUAUGGAAAAGUCCAGCCAAUAUUUCGAUUGAUUUGGAGGCCUAUUCGGAUAUUCAAUUCGAGAAGCAGUUGGACGAUACGGGGUCCACUCAUUCAUUGCCUGUUUCGAAUUCCAUGGCUGAUCUUGUAUCCUUACCGGAUUGGCAAGGAUACGAUGAAGACGACGAGAAAAAACAAGAAGAAGAAAAGCAACAAAAACAGGAAUUACCGAAAGACAAAGAAGCUGAACUUGAACAGCAACAACAACAUAAACAGAAUCCAUCAUUAGAUUCUACUAGUUCAGCCAAAGGAUGGGAACUCGUGUUAACCGAGGCGAUCCCUUCAACGUCUUUCAAUGCGUUCCCUGAGCAACCAAAACCGAAUCUCCUGCCAUCAGCAUCUUUCAACGCGUUUCCAGAACAAGGACAAGAAAAUGUGCAAACAAAUGAAUCAUCAGAAGAGGUUUCUUCAAGCAAUGGAUGGGAAUUGGUACUGUUCGAAAACAUGCCACAAGCACAAUCGACACAACCCGUGCCUAGUACCACCGCGAACAACAACUUUAGCAGCUUUAGUUUCCCCAAUUUGGACGAACUGUAUAACCAGAAUCAAAUGCCAUUUUAUCCGAAUAAUGGCGUAAACUCACAAUUCGCCCCUAGUACAAACAACUUUUUGUAUGAUCAAAAUAUGUCCAUGAACUUGCCACCUCCAAAUAAUGAGCUAAAUGCAUUGCCAGCACCUCAACACUACAAUCCAUUUUUACAAGACACAUCAAUGGAGCUAGCCAUGGUACCCGUCACGGGUCCCACCACGUACCCGACUAUGACCACGAGUUCUUCGUUUAAAUUUCCGACGUCUGCUGACACGUUCUCGUCAUCAGCACCAGCACCUACAUUUCAAGCAACUCCAACUUUUAGUGCUCAGAAUAACACUACGGGGGCAGAGCAAAGUACUAAUGUGGACGACCCAUUCGCGACGUUUUCAAGUAGUGAUCAGAUGUUUACUAAUGGCAUCACGAAUGAACAGAAUUUGUUGCAAGAACAACAGUUAUGGUUGCAGAACCAAAACAAAAUCAUAGCGAAACAUAGGGCUUGAUUUAUUAUAUACGUGUGCAAAAUGAAUAAAUCUUGUUGUUGUGUUUACAAAAUUGGUUGUGUUAAUUCUUCUUUCCCUUCCAGUAUGACUACAUUAAUUGCAUGAUUUUUCGAUCAGCUUUCUCUGUGUU
Messenger RNA from Lycium barbarum (goji berry), 2909 nucleotides. RefSeq names its product clathrin coat assembly protein AP180-like. Gene Ontology annotation, molecular function: SNARE binding; phosphatidylinositol-4,5-bisphosphate binding; clathrin heavy chain binding. Gene Ontology annotation, cellular component: clathrin-coated pit; clathrin-coated vesicle. The record is from RefSeq and is a predicted model, not a curated record. The transcript is spliced from 2 exons. NCBI's taxonomy places the organism in Eukaryota, Viridiplantae, Streptophyta, Magnoliopsida, Solanales, Solanaceae. The coding region runs from base 536 to 2779 and encodes 747 amino acids. Gene Ontology annotation, biological process: clathrin-dependent endocytosis; vesicle budding from membrane; clathrin coat assembly.